This is a messenger RNA of Tympanuchus pallidicinctus (lesser prairie-chicken), 389 nucleotides long. RefSeq names its product scale keratin-like. Lineage: Eukaryota; Metazoa; Chordata; Aves; Galliformes; Phasianidae. Gene Ontology annotation, molecular function: structural constituent of cytoskeleton. The transcript has a single exon. The coding region runs from base 10 to 375 and encodes 121 amino acids. Gene Ontology annotation, cellular component: intermediate filament. The record is from RefSeq and is a predicted model, not a curated record.
CACACCAAGAUGUCUUGCUACGACCUGUGCCCACCAAAAACCAGCGUCGCCGUGCCCCAGCCCAUCGCUGAGAGCUGCAACGAGCUGUGCGCGCGCCAGUGCCCCGACUCGACGGCCUUCAUCCAGCCACCGCCCGUCGUCGUCACCUUCCCCGGCCCCAUCCUCAGCUCCUUCCCCCAGCAAGCCGUGGUGGGCUCCUCCGGAGCACCCGCCUUUGGCGGCUCCCUGGGGCUGGGGGGCCUCUACGGCGCCGGGGCCACUCAGGGCUCGGCCGGCCUCUGCACCUUUGGCAGACCCUACGCUUCUCCUGCCUGCAGCCCCUGCGCCUUGCCCCGCUACAGCAGGAAGCUCUGGAACACCUGCGGGCCCUGCUAAACCCAGAUGCAAGA